AUGAAACGACAAGAGGCAAACAAAAGAUUCUGCCGGGCGGUGUAUAAGGCGGCUGCCAUUCUGCCAGGCGCAGCUCUUUCGCCCGGGAUUCAAGGACCUCGCACUCUGAUCCAUUUUGCUGCUGUGACCGGCUUACCAAUUUCUACGGUCGCGGAGACCAAGGAGCUCCGGGGUCUGAACCUCAUCGCUGCUCAUUCGCAUAUUCGGGGACUUGGUGUCGAUGGGGAUUCGUUGCAGCCCAGGACCUCUUCGCAGGGUCUUGUGGGUCAGGAGAAGGCUCGAAAGGCAGCCGCAGUCAUUUUGCAGAUGGUGAAGGAAGGGAAUAUUGCUGGUCGCGCCGUGUUAAUCGCCGGACCUCCCAGCACGGGUAAAACUGCGAUUGCCAUGGGUAUGGCCCAAUCUCUAGGAUCGGAUGUCCCUUUUACGAUGCUCGCCUCAUCGGAAAUCUUUUCGAUGGAGAUGUCGAAAACGGAAGCCCUCACGCAAGCUUUCCGGAAAUCGAUCGGCGUCCGGAUUAAAGAGGAAAGUGAGAUCAUUGAGGGAGAGGUUGUGGAAAUCCAGAUCGAUCGGAGCGUUACGGGCGGCAAUAAACAAGGAAAACUCACGAUCAAAACCACCGACAUGGAGACGAUUUACGACAUGGGCACGAAAAUGAUUGAUUCGAUGACUAAGGAGCGGGUGAUGGCAGGAGACAUCAUCUCCAUCGACAAGUCAUCCGGCAAGAUCACCAAGCUCGGACGCUCCUAUGCCCGAUCUCGAGACUACGAUGCGAUGGGUGCUGAUACCAAAUUUGUUCAGUGUCCUGAGGGUGAACUUCAGGUGCGCAAGGAAAUUGUACACACCGUGAGCCUUCAUGAGAUUGAUGUGAUCAACUCGCGUUCACAAGGGUUCCUGGCUCUCUUUUCGGGAGACACGGGUGAGAUUCGGAGUGAAGUCCGGGACCAAAUCAAUACCAAGGUGGCUGAAUGGAAGGAAGAGGGCAAGGCGGAAAUUAUCCCUGGAGUCUUGUUCAUUGAUGAAGUACACAUGCUUGACAUUGAAUGCUUCUCCUAUGUCAACCGAGCGUUGGAGGCCGAACUCGCUCCCAUCGUGAUCAUGGCCAGCAACCGUGGCCAUACUCGAAUUCGGGGAACGACCUACAACUCCCCUCACGGACUGCCUCUUGAUUUCCUCGACCGUGUGGUAAUUGUUAGCACCCAGGCAUACUCAGCCGACGAAAUCAGACAAAUCCUAGCCAUCCGAGCCCAGGAGGAAGAGAUUGAUCUGUCCCCAGACGCCCUGGCACUUCUCACCAAGAUUGGACAAGAGUCAAACCUCCGAUAUGCCAGUCAUAUUGUCACAACAUCCCAUCUUCUGAGUCAGAAGCGGAAGGCAAAGGAGGUCAGCAUUGAUGACGUUCAGCGCAGCUACCGGUUGUUCUACGACCCUGCCCGAAGUGUCAAGUUUGUCAAUGCCUAUGAGCAGCGCUUCAUCGGUGACCAGGGAUUCGUCAACUUUUCCGCGGCAGCAGCUGGGGAUGCCAUGGAGAUCUCAUGA
Aspergillus affinis is the source of this 1536-nucleotide messenger RNA. It is a transcript of the gene rvb2, whose product is annotated as RuvB family ATP-dependent DNA helicase reptin. NCBI's taxonomy places the organism in Eukaryota, Fungi, Ascomycota, Eurotiomycetes, Eurotiales, Aspergillaceae. The record is from RefSeq and is a predicted model, not a curated record. The transcript has 3 exons. Gene Ontology annotation, cellular component: Ino80 complex; NuA4 histone acetyltransferase complex; Swr1 complex. Gene Ontology annotation, molecular function: ATP binding; DNA helicase activity; ATP hydrolysis activity. The coding region runs from base 1 to 1536 and encodes 511 amino acids. Gene Ontology annotation, biological process: chromatin remodeling; box C/D snoRNP assembly; regulation of transcription by RNA polymerase II.